GCGAGAUGAUGAGGCGAGAGACUGGCGACACAAGCUAAGCUGUACCGGCAGUGAGUGAGCGCUCGUGCUGUCGGUGCCUGUCAGUGUAUGGUGUUAGCGUUAGCGCUCGCGCGCGUCAGCGGGACACACAGCAAGCUCUCGUGAGCGUCAGCUUCUUCGCGCGGUUCUUCAUUUGCACAGAGAACAAAAGGGGUGUAAUUUAAGGGUUACUAAUGUGAACAAUACCAUUCCUGUAGCUUGUGCGUGUACGUGUGCGGACGGAUCAUAUUGCUAAGCCAGGAGUGCAAGACGAGCAGGUGACGCCAUGUCUGCCAAAGCCAUCUCUGAGCAGACGGGGAAGGAGUUCCUGUAUAAACACAUCUGUACGACGGCGGCCGUUCAGAACCGCUUCCUGUACGCCAGCGUCACAGCCGAGACCGACUGGGAGCGACUCACAAAGGACCACCCAUGGCUCCUUACUCAGCGAUUGGUCGUGAAGCCUGAUCAGCUGAUCAAGCGCAGGGGAAAGCUGGGACUGGUGGGCGUCGACCUGGACCUCCAGGGCGUUCGUGAUUGGCUGAAGUCGCGCAUGAUGACAGAAACUACAGUCGGAAAGGCGAAGGGAAUCCUGAAGAAAUUCCUUAUCGAGCCGUUUGUGCCACACUCGCAGGAGGAGGAGUUUUACAUGUGCAUCUAUGCCACGCGUGACGGAGACCACGUGCUUUUCCAUCACGAAGGCGGCGUGGACGUCGGGGACGUCGACGACAAAGCGCGGCGCCUGGCGGUCGGCGUGGACGAGAAACUUGCUGCGGCCUCCGUGACCGAACAGCUGCUCGCACAUGUUCCUGACGAGAAGAAGGAAGUUCUGGCCAGUUUUAUUGUCGGACUCUUUAACCUGUACGAGGAUUUGUACUUCACCUACCUUGAGAUCAACCCACUCGUUGUCACGCAGGAAGGUGUGUACGUUCUGGACAUGGCGGCCAAAAUCGAUGCCACGGCGGAUUUCAUCUGUAAACCGAAGUGGGGCGACGUUGAGUUCCCUCCUCCGUUUGGCCGAGAAGCCUAUCCUGAGGAAGCCUACAUAGCAGAUCUGGAUGCUAAGAGCGGCGCGAGUCUCAAACUCACCCUGCUGAACCCCAGAGGGCGGAUCUGGACCAUGGUGGCAGGAGGAGGGGCCUCCGUCGUCUACAGUGACACCAUCUGUGAUCUGGGCGGAGUGGAUGAGCUGGCGAACUACGGCGAGUACUCCGGCGCACCGAGCGAACAGCAGACGUACGACUACGCCAAGACCAUCCUCUCGCUCAUGACUCGCGAGAAACACCCUGACGGUAAAGUUCUGAUCAUCGGAGGAAGCAUCGCUAACUUCACCAACGUAGCAGCUACUUUUAAAGGCAUAGUGAGGGCCAUUAAGGACUAUCAGGGUCCUCUGAAGGAGCAUGAGGUGACUAUUUUUGUGCGUCGAGGAGGACCGAAUUACCAAGAAGGCCUGCGGGUGAUGGGUGAAGUCGGAAAGACCACCGGGAUUCCCAUCCACGUGUUCGGCACAGAGACUCACAUGACCGCCAUCGUCGGCAUGGCGCUUGGACAUCGCCCCAUCCCGAAUCAGCCUCCGGUCGCCGCCCACACCGCCAACUUCCUGCUUAAUUCGAGUAGCAGUGCCGCGACUCCAGCAGCUACCAGAACGGCUUCAUUUUCUGAGCACAGACCUAACAAUGAUGUCACACCGGCUAAAAAGCCCAAACCUGGAGUCCCACCAGCGUGCUCUCUCUACCAAACUUGGUCAGUGACGAGUGCACGCAGCACCGCUGUCAAAGAGCAUAGCAGCACAGCAGAUCGGAGCCGAGCUAAAGCUACCGCUCUGUUCAGUAAACACACUAAGACUAUAGUGUGGGGGAUGCAGACUCGAGCGGUUCAGGGAAUGCUGGACUUCGACUACGUUUGUUCUCGUGAAGAGCCCUCCGUAGCCGCCAUGGUUUAUCCGUUUACAGGAGACCACAAGCAGAAGUUCUACUGGGGUCAUAAGGAGAUCCUGUUACCCGUUUAUAAGAACAUGGCCGACGCCAUGAAGAAGCACCCGGAAGUGGACGUCCUGAUCAGCUUUGCGUCUCUGCGCUCGGCCUUCGACAGCACCAUGGAGACCAUGAACUACCCGCAGAUCCACACUAUCGCGAUCAUAGCCGAGGGAAUUCCUGAGGCGCUCACACGGAAACUCAUCAAAACCGCAGAUGAGAAGGGGGUCACCAUCAUCGGCCCAGCUACGGUGGGCGGGAUUAAGCCGGGCUGCUUUAAGAUCGGGAACACUGGCGGGAUGCUGGACAACAUCCUAGCAUCGAAGCUGUAUCGCCCAGGCAGCGUGGCAUACGUGUCCCGCUCGGGCGGCAUGUCUAACGAGCUCAACAACAUCAUCUCGCGCUCCACAGACGGCGUGUAUGAGGGCGUGGCCAUCGGAGGGGACAGGUAUCCCGGCUCGACGUUCAUGGAGCACGUGCUGCGUUAUGAGGACACGCCCGGGGUGAAGAUGAUCGUGGUGCUGGGAGAGAUCGGCGGUACAGAGGAGUAUAAGAUCUGUGAGGGCAUUAAAGAGGGCAGGAUCACUAAACCUGUGGUGUGCUGGUGUAUCGGUACCUGCGCUACACUCUUCUCCUCUGAGGUGCAGUUUGGUCACGCAGGCGCGUGCGCUAAUCAGACCUCGGAGACGGCCGUGGCGAAGAACAUGGCCCUGCACGAGGCCGGAGUUUACGUCCCCAGGAGCUUCGACGAGCUCGGAGACGUCAUCAGGACGGUGUAUGAUGACCUGGUGGCGAGUGGCGUUAUUGUUCCAGCACAGGAAGUUCCCCCUCCCACAGUGCCGAUGGACUACUCCUGGGCCAGGGAGCUGGGUCUGAUCCGUAAGCCGGCCUCCUUCAUGACGAGUAUCUGUGACGAGCGGGGACAGGAGCUGAUCUACGCCGGGAUGCCCAUCACUGAGGUCUUCAAGGAGGAGAUGGGUUUAGGCGGGGUUCUCGGCCUGCUCUGGUUCCAAAGAAGGUUGCCCCGUUACGCGUGUCAGUUCAUCGAGAUGUGUCUGAUGGUGACGGCGGAUCACGGCCCCGCUGUGUCUGGAGCUCAUAACACCAUCGUGUGCGCUCGCGCCGGGAAAGACCUCGUCUCCAGCCUGACAUCCGGCCUGCUCACCAUCGGCGAUCGGUUCGGUGGUGCUCUGGACGCAGCUGCUAAACAGUUCAGUAAAGCGUUUGACAGCGGCGUGCUGCCCAUGGAGUUCGUCAACAAGAUGAAGAAGGACGGAAAACUCAUCAUGGGCAUCGGACACCGCGUCAAAUCGAUUAAUAAUCCAGAUAUGAGGGUGCAGAUCCUGAAGGACUUUGUGAAGCAGCAUUUUCCCGCCACACAGCUGCUGGACUACGCUCUCGACGUCGAGAAGAUCACCACCUCCAAGAAGCCGAAUCUGAUCCUGAACGUGGACGGUUUUAUCGGCGUGGCAUUUGUGGACUUGUUGCGAACGUGUGGAGGAUUCACUCGAGACGAGGCGGAUGAGUUUGUGGAAAUCGGCGCUCUGAACGGGAUUUUCGUACUGGGACGCAGCAUGGGCUUCAUCGGUCACUACCUGGACCAGAAGCGAUUGAAACAGGGCCUGUACCGCCACCCGUGGGACGACAUCUCCUAUGUGCUUCCUGAGCACAUGUCCAUGUAACCGUCAUGGCCGCCGCGUUCUGUCUCGAACCUGUUUCACUUGGCGGUGGAGGGAGGAUGAAGUGCGCUGUUUAUAUUCACGUGAAGAUUAGGGAACACUUAUUUAACGUCCGCCGCUGCGUCUCAUGCACACACACACACUAGUCAACUUCCCCUGGCACCUUAUAAGUGUGCUUCAGCCUCUCUCUCUCUCUCUCUCUCUCUCUCUCACACACUCACACACUCACACACACACACACACACACACACACACACACUCUCUCUCUCUCCAACAGCAAGAACACUGCAGUAUCAUUACAGCCUGCUAACAUGCAAGCAUGAUAACCAACUGGUUUACUAACUAGCUUCCUGUUAGCUAGCGUACUGAACAACUGGUUUCCUAACUUCCUAUGUAGCUAAUUACUUAACCUGAACUAGCUGUCUUAAUAACAGCUACUCAGCUGGAUAACUAGCGUCUAGUGUAAUCACUAACUGUGUUGCUAAUUAACUAGCUUGAGAACUAGUAGACUUGCUGUCAAGCUACCGUGAUGACUAGCCAGCUUGAUAACUGUCUUCCUGCUAGUUUUCAAUUUAGCUAGCAUGAUCACUAGCUGGUUUUGAUACUGAACUGUUUUUGUUCCUGAACUAGUAGGCUUGCUCACUAGCCGUUCCGAUGAUUACGCAAGCUAAUUGGAAGCUAGUUAUCACUUUGGCUAGAGUUGCUUUUUUUUUUUUUUUUUUUAACUAAUUCUUUUUCUGAACUAAUUACCUUCCUUGAUAACUAGUUUCCUGUUAGCUAGGGUAAUAAGUAGCUGGCUUCAUGACCAACUGACUUGUUUUCAGCUUGUUUUUGAAGCUAAUUUUCAGAGUAGCUUGUUAGCAAGAGUACUAGUUCACAAAAAAAAAAACAGCCGGCUAUGAAACCAGACAGUAAUUUACACUAGCCGAUAAAAUUGUCAGUAACAGCUGGCCAGCUUGAUAAACAUUUUAAGCAUUUAUAAAUUGUGCCAGAUCAGAGCAAGGCAUUCUGGGUCAUUUUUGUUCUUGAAGUUCACUGCGAGGGGAAGUGGAUGAGGGUGCGUGAAAAGCAGGAUUGGGACGCGGCCAAGAUAACUCGGUUACGGAGAGGAAGCAGUGACGUGAAGGACAGAUUCUGAUAACACUAACACACACACACACACACACACACACACACAUUUACCUGCUGUACUCCAUAAUGGAUAUAAUGAAAGCAGCUCACACACUCCCAGCUGAAACUGGAAAAUGAUUUAAUUUAACGUCUGCUGUUAGAGAGAUAUUGAUGUGUUACAGUUUCACUCUACGCUGUGACGGCUGUGUCUCAUUCACCAGCCUGACUGCAUGUCCUGCAACCUUCUCUAAUCAUACACAAGUCACUUCCUGUCAUUUUUGUGGGGAGACGGAGGUUCUCCAUUACGACUCUUUUUAUGUUUCUGUAUUUAAAUGUGAAAUCCAGCAUCUUUUUGCUUCUGCUAGAUUCUGUUUUCUUUUUCUCUUUUUAAAGAAAUGCCUAAAACUGUAAUAUUGUAGAAUAUAAUAAACUCAUUCUUGGUUUA
This is a messenger RNA of Ictalurus punctatus (channel catfish), 5222 nucleotides long. RefSeq names its product ATP citrate lyase b (gene aclyb). The transcript is spliced from 31 exons. Gene Ontology annotation, molecular function: ATP citrate synthase activity. Gene Ontology annotation, biological process: fatty acid biosynthetic process; acetyl-CoA biosynthetic process; citrate metabolic process. Gene Ontology annotation, cellular component: cytosol. The record is from RefSeq and is a predicted model, not a curated record. The coding region runs from base 305 to 3670 and encodes 1121 amino acids. NCBI's taxonomy places the organism in Eukaryota, Metazoa, Chordata, Actinopteri, Siluriformes, Ictaluridae.